Molecule: messenger RNA, 3140 nt
Organism: Oncorhynchus gorbuscha (pink salmon)
Lineage: Eukaryota; Metazoa; Chordata; Actinopteri; Salmoniformes; Salmonidae
Gene: sspn
Product: sarcospan (Kras oncogene-associated gene)
Exons: 3
Coding region: 303-1010 (235 amino acids)
Cellular component (GO): dystrophin-associated glycoprotein complex; sarcolemma
Source: RefSeq, a predicted model, not a curated record
AUGUGGCGCCCAGAGCCGCUCCAGGAAUCUGCCCUAAAUGUUUUCCAUAUUAGUUCAGAGCCUUCUCUGGUUCCAAAUAGCCUAGCAGCCGAGCUGGGCUAAUACUGAGAGGAACCCUGAGCAGAGAGGGGAAGGGAACGGGGGGCGUGGCAGGGAGCAGGGUAGCACACUGACAGACAGCACAACGGUAAGACACUGACAAAGAAACGGGAAAGGAAAGAGUGAGAAAAGAGAAAGAGAAAACAACUUCCCAAGGAGCUGAAGAAUACGCGCUAGUCUCAUCUCAAGGCAGAAGGUGAAGAAUGGGAGAAGGAAAGAAGGGAUCUGGAGGAGGGGAGAAGAGCGGAGGAGCGCCCCCCCUCCAGGAGAAGAAAGGGGGGAAAGCAGAGGAGGGAGGCCCAGCGCCCGAGGAUGCCCACAAGUGCUGUGGCUGUCGCUUCCCCCUGCUCAUUGCCCUGCUGCAGCUGCUGCUGGGGGUGGCCAUCACAGCCGUGGCCUUCCUCAUGGUCACCAUCAGCCCCUCGCUCCUGGCCAGGGAGACACCACACUGGGCCGGCAUCAUUUUGUGUGUGGUCUCCUUGCUAGGCUUCCUCCUAUACUGCAUCACCUACGUACCAGAUGAGAGGACCUCCAUGCAAUUCAUCGCCAAACUGCUGUACUUCAUCCUGUGCACAGUGGGCCUGGUCCUCUCUGUCCUGGUCAUGGCCUUCUCUGGCCACCAUUAUGCUCAGACCAACGGAUUCAGCUGCCUGGAGGUGGGAGAUGACUGCGUGUGCACCCUGGACCCCCACGACCCAAUCGCCAGGACCUUCACCUACGCGGGAGUCAGCGACUGCGGAGAGGUCACAGGCACCCUGAAGUUGUACUUCCUGCUUCAGAUUGCCCUGAACCUGACCCAGGCCCUGGUGUGUGCCCUGGGGGCCUUUGUCAUGUGGAAGCACCGCUACCAGGUGUUCUUUGUGGGGCUACAGAUAGGCUCACCCUCCUUCCAGCACUGGCAGAAGGUCUGAUGGGAAAUGUAAAAGAAGAAAAAAAGAGGCCCAUGAUGAUGCUGAUACCACUAUUGAGGGUAGAGUAAGGCGGAGAGCAGCCAAUCAACAUUUCGGCUCAUUCUACUUGAAUGGACAGAGAUGUAUUACACAAAACACUUUGGUGUGUGCUUACGUGUGUGUGUUUUGGUUGUUCUCAAUCAUAUAUACAUUUUGGGGUGGUUGUCUUCUUCUAUAAUGGCUUUUCGCACAACUUUUAUAUACUGUGUGGAGAACUUUAUUCGCAGUUGCCAAUGCUACAUGAGAUACUGUAUUUUUAAUAGAUGAAAAUAGUCAAAACUACCAAACUGUCAGUUUUGGAAUGAUCUACCAUGAUGUUCAUUGUAUUUUUGUCAGGGAUUUCAAAAUAACUCAGCAAAAAUAUUUAUUAUGCCUCUACAAUUUAAUGUAUACACUCUAUAAUAGUGUUGAUUAUGUUACAAUUAAAGCAAACUCAAGACACUUUUCUCAUACUGGGGUCAUAAAAACGAUUCUUGCUGCACAAGUAUUCAUCUCUAUAAUCUUCUAUCAUACUGCUGUUUAGGACGGUGGGGAAUGCUAUUGUUUUCAACCCCAAAUGGGCCUUCAACUUGAGAUACUCAAUGAGAGUGGGCAGCACUGAGCUAGCCUGCAACAUCACUUCCUGGAGUAGCUCGAACUGAGCAUGUUAUCAAAAGACAGCACAGUAGGAAGAUAUGCAGAAACUGCUUCUCCCAAUAAAAUCCCCGAUCACAUUGUAUGCGAUGUCAUGGCGAAAUUCAUGCACAGAAAGACGUCAUCGGGUCUAACGGUUGUCUCGGGCCGAACUGCGCAUUUGCAGGCACUCAAAUUCAAAAGGGACUCCUUCGAUAUAAUUAAGAAAGAAUUUCACUUCUCUCAUCAACUUCACAAACCCCGGACAGGUCUGCUUGGUCUGUUUCGCAAGCGUUCCCGGAAGUCACGCCUCUGGGAUUAGGAACUGCGAUGUUAUGUUUUGAGAAUCCCCCCCAAGAGAUUCCAUUUUAGCAAACUAAAGCAGAUUACCCGAGCUUCAAAUGCACCGUCGAGUCUUCACAUAGGAAAUGGUGUGACGUCAUCUAUGGCUUUGUACAUUCAUAUACAGUCAAUGGUUUAACUGCAUCGGCAGAGGGUGAGGAGCAGGGUGGAAUAUAAGUGAGGGAAUUAUGCUAUCUUAUGCUCUCUUUUUGCAAUUGCAUAUUUAGCACUUGACUUUGAUUAUGAUGGACUAUCACACAAACAGUGGUACAUAUUUUGUAAUACAGUAAUACAGUAUUUUUGGGCAAAAGAGGCUACUCAUUUCAUCUUUCCUUUCAGUCAAUAGAUGUGUCUGUAGCAUUUGGGACUGUUGAUAUAAUGCCAUCAUUGUAUGAAUCAGGGAAAACCCCUGACUGAAUACAGCAGUACAGCCUGGUGUGUUAUUGCAUUUACUAACCACUCAGAGUGGAGACAUACUGGUGCUGAGAGGAGGCAUGUGGAGGCUAUCAACAAUACCAGUGGCCUCCAGUCAUGACUCAAGCAGCCAGGCAAAACCAAAACUGCUGCAACCGCUGGGGGAGGGCUGGGCUGGGGAGGGGUAGGUAAAGGGGUACUCAGACAGACAACUGAACUGUGCCACCCCAAGAGGGAAACUAAGUUUAUUUGGCUCAUUUAGCUGGAUAGUGUCCCUCCAAUAGUGAAGACGUUAAAUCAGUUGUUUAAAGGUUUGGUGUACGUUGUCUUAUGCUAAAUGAAUUUAGGUGGAUUGUAAAUCACAUUUUGGGUGCUGGUACUGGACAGCAUUUGCCAAUGACACAUCUAGAGACGAGAGCAACAUGAAAAACAGAAGCAGAAAAUAUGAGAAUUUGAGCUAAUGAGUGGUGGGUGGUAACAUGGUAAUUACUGUGCAUUAGAGAUACUAUAGUCGAGUCUUUGUACAUAAUACACAGAGAGAAGUGUUUGAGAAUAGCAAAAUCUGUGUUUUAUCUUCAAUAGACACCUUAUUACUGGUGCUUGAGCAUUUUGCGUCAUUUACAUGUACAUUAGAGAAAGAACUACUGCCGAUGUCCGUGUACAUUUUCUAAGCCUUUUAGCAUGGUCUCAUGUUUACUAUUAAUAAAUGGUGUUGACUUUUAA